Astyanax mexicanus (Mexican tetra) is the source of this 1471-nucleotide messenger RNA. RefSeq names its product secretory carrier membrane protein 2, like (gene scamp2l). Lineage: Eukaryota; Metazoa; Chordata; Actinopteri; Characiformes; Acestrorhamphidae. Gene Ontology annotation, biological process: protein transport. Bases 91 to 1074 code for a protein of 327 amino acids. Gene Ontology annotation, cellular component: trans-Golgi network membrane; recycling endosome membrane. The record is from RefSeq and is a predicted model, not a curated record. The transcript has 9 exons.
GGUGUGUGACGCGUUCACUACUCGGUAACGAGGCGGGCAGGUAACAGUAGCAGCAGCGAGUGAUACACCUGUACUGCAGCACCUGCCAGCAUGUCCGGGUUCGACAACAACCCCUUCGUCCACCCGGUGGAUGUGAACCCGUUCCAGGAUCCUUCAGUGACCCAGGUGACGAACACUAACACAGAGGGGUUAGAGGAGUUCAACCCGUUCUCAGCCAGGGCACUGGAUGAUCUCAGUGGAAGCACCAUACCCAUCACAGCUGCCUCUCAGCCUGCUGUUCUGCAGCCCACAGUGGAGCCCAGUCCUCGGGCGGCUGCAGCUGCUGCGCAGGCUGACCUCCUGAAGCAGCAGGCUGAGCUGGAGAGAAAAGCAGCCGAGCUGCAGCGAAAAGAGGAGGACCUACAGAGCAGAGACACAGCCAGGGGCAAAGAAAACAACUGGCCUCCGCUGCCCAAGUUCCUCCCAAUAAAACCAUGCUUCUACCAGGACUUUAACGAGGAAAUCCCUGUGGAAUUCCACAGAGUCUGCAAGAUGAUGUACUACCUCUGGAUGUAUCACUGUGUGACACUGUUUCUCAAUGUGCUGGCGUGUCUGGCAUGCUUCACUGUGAACGCUCAGAAAGGGAUAGACUUCGGCCUCUCCAUCCUCUGGUUUCUUCUCUUCAGCCCUGCAGCUUUUAUCUGCUGGUACAGACCCGUCUACAAGGCCUUCAAGUCGGACAGCUCUUUCAGCUUCUUCUUUUUCUUCUUCAUCUUCUCCUUCCAAGUGAUCGUCUACAUCAUUCAGAGUGUGGGAAUCCCCAGUUGGGGAAACAGUGGUUGGAUCUCCGCCAUCUCUGUGCUCAAUUUCAAUAUUGGGGUUGCUGUGUUCAUGCUGCUGGUGGCCAUGUUCUUCACAGUGAACGCAGUGCUGGCAGUCAUUUUACUGAAAAUGGUCCACUCUAAGUACAGGCGGACGGGCGCAAGCUUCCAGAAGGCCCAGGAGGAGUUCUCUCAGGGCGUCGUCACCAACAGAAACUUCCAGUCUGCUGCAGCCACUGCGGCCUCCUCCGCUGUUCAGGGAGCCUUUCGCUAACUCUGGUCAUAAGGAGGUCAACUUUCUGCCUUUAUAGUUCUUUCACACAUCAGGAUUUCUCUAAAACUGAGGAGCGUAAUUCAUUUGUAAAGACUGUCCAAUAGGAGUGCACCUUAGAUGUUGUUCUGUUGGACAGACAGGCUUCAACCUAUUAAAUCACAAUGGACCUCAUUUUAGCAUGUUUCUCUACAGUUAGUAAAAGAUCAAAAAAGCAUGUUGACUAUUAUCACUAUUAUCAUAUCUAUUACAGGAGCCAGUGGGCUGGUGCUAAAACUUACUGGAAAGAUACUGGUCUAGAUACAAUAAUUAGUAAUUAUUUGAGAAAUUCUGCUGUGUGAAAUACCUCACUGUCCUACACUAAUGCUCUAAAAUAACACGCCACUACCUUGUACUCUUU